Molecule: messenger RNA, 1056 nt
Organism: Owenia fusiformis
Lineage: Eukaryota; Metazoa; Annelida; Polychaeta; Sabellida; Oweniidae
Source: the annotation of a GenBank genome assembly
CAAAGUGAUCAUGAAUUAACAGUUAGAACACCUCGUCGAUGCUUUUUUCAACAAAUAUUCUUUGUCUUUGCCGUAUAUAUUUCAACAUGUUUAGAAUGACAACGCAGGUGGUGGAUACUAGAGCGUGCUUGAUUAUGUGUCUGUUUCUGGCUAGUACAUACACCCAGGCUCAAGAAGAUAUUGACACAGAUGAAACAGAUCUGCUGGAUUACACUAUUGGUAAUUAUGUAAACAAAAUGGCCGACGGAUCUUGCCUGAUAUUGACCAAUUGGAGAAAUCGUAUCAAUCAACCUUGGCUGUUUUAUAACCACACUGAGGAGUGUUCCGGUGGAUCACAAACAAUUUGUGAGAUGAAAAGACCUGUCACAGGAUGUCCGCUUACCUUUCGGGACAUUGAAAUACAAAACAGUUGUUAUAAGGUUGAAAGAGGUUGGCGUCCACACGACAGGGCAAACGCCUUGUGUCAGUAUCUUCAUCCCAAUGCCAGAUUGGUCCACGUGAGCACGCAAGCUGAGAUGUACGCAUUGGGAAACGAAUUAUCCAUGUCAAAACAGACUAGAUGUGGCGGCACCGCUGAAUUUACGCAGGGCCUUGUGGAACCACCAGAUGCAUAGAAGUACUAAAAAACCAAGUCUUCAUUGCUAGAAAGCACGAUUACCAAUAGUAUGAUGGAAACUGUUUUUACAAUACCAAUACCAUAUCAAUUAAGUUGAUUAAGUACUGAUGCCGUUGUCAAACUGUCGUGUCAGUUCAAAAAGCAUAACAUAGACUCAUGUAAAAAUGGAAUAGUGAAAAACUGACUUGAGAUGCACGCUGUGUCGUAAAGGGCAAACUGAGAAAAUAGAACAUUUAUUGUUCAACUUCAACGGCUGCAAAAGGACUGAACACUGGACAAUGCGCUACUAUAUCUAGUACUGUAGUUUUAAGCUAUGCAUUGUGCUCUGACUGUGCGUGGGUGUAUUUAAACUUGAAAUAAAGUUUUUUCACAAAUUUUGUAAUAAAUAUAUACAUAUUUAUUUGACUUUAUCAUUGUAACGCUUGUUAGAUAAAUAAACC